Molecule: messenger RNA, 1068 nt
Organism: Trypanosoma grayi
Lineage: Eukaryota; Euglenozoa; Kinetoplastea; Trypanosomatida; Trypanosomatidae
Product: putative protein kinase-like protein
Exons: 1
Coding region: 1-1068 (355 amino acids)
Source: RefSeq, a predicted model, not a curated record
AUGGAUGCUUCUGUGGUGCUGUCGUCAGAUACCCUGUCGCCGUGUUGCGCGAGUGAUGUCUCCAUUUUAGUGGGCCAACGGAGCUUCACUGAAAAUGGUGAGGGUCGUGAGUGCUCGGUGCUCAUCGUUUUUGACUCAAUAUCCUGCGCGGACGCGGAUCUCAUCGCCGAGCAGGUGGAGUGCCUCGAGCAGGUGCUGCCCUGCGGGAUCACUUUUUUGGGUUUGCUGGUGUCUGGCGAGAGCGCUGAAAAAGUUGCCGCUUGUCGGCGGUCUCUCAAGGACUGCCCGCGGGAGAGCCCGCUGUUCGUGGCAACAUGUAAUGGCGGCAAUGUGACGCAGUGCCGACUGGUGCACUCAGGGAAGGAGGUUCCUCUAACUUUGCUUUCCGAAAAGCCUCGGUUUGUCUUAAUGGCGUGCUAUUUGAGGUCACCACUGGACACCUUACCACUGGUAGUGAGAACCAGAGGUGGGAACGCCACCAACUGCGCAGUGAUAGACCUCAAUAGUGCCGUUCCCCUAGGCCACAGCGAUAUCUGGGCUUCCGCUGAUGGUCUUUAUGCUGUGCAGCUGGGUGGCACGGCUGACAACAGCAAUGGGGGCUUGAUGUGCUUGCAUAUCACCUUCACCCCGCUCCAUUCCUGUGGACGGGAUUUGUACCGUGCGAUAUGUGCUCUCCUACCGAGAAUGAAGCAACAGCCACAGGGUGUUUUGGUGCGCGUGCCGUCGAGACGGAACCCUGCGCUCGCUUACCAGUGGAUUUUUACCCCCACUGAGGGGAAGUCUUAUGUCCCCUCCAAGGCUCAGUGGGGCAAGCUUAGAGAGUUGAUUGAGGAUGGCACAGGAGAGAAUGUGGGACCAUUACAAGUGGUGACGGACGGCAAUGUUGAACCACCACAGGUGCCAGCAGUGCAUGGAAAGAAGGGAGACAAGUCAACUGAGAAGCGGCAAGCAGGUGCAAAAAAAGAUACCGUUCGGAACGAGGUGCAAGGCACUUCCUCGAUGGCGUUUGUACCAGUCGCUAUGAUUGCUUUCAUUGCCCUUGCAGUAGCAUUUCUGUGGCCGAGGUAG